AUGAAGUGCACUCUGUUCGCCCUGCUGGUGCUCCGCACCGCCGCCCUUAGCACCCGCAGCGGCUUCAGCGCCCCCCCGGAGGAGCUUCACGCGCCGUUGAUCGCAGGGACGACGCCCACGACGCCGACGAGUUCCGCGAUCAAAAGGACAGGGCUCAAGCGCUCGAUGAUAAACCUGGCCAGUCAAAUGGAUGUGGUGCUUCGCUCCUUCUGUGUGGUCGGCGUGGCGGAAAUCUUCGACAAGACUUGGUUUGUGGCGCUGAUUUGUGCCCUGCAAUACGGCAGGAAGAUCAGUUUCAUUGGUGGCUCCUUGGCCUUGUCUCUGCACGUUUUCUUGGCCGCUGGUUUGGGGGUGACCAUCUCCCAGUUCUUUUCCAUCAGGACCUUGUGCUUUUCCACUGCCGCCAUCUUCUUCCUCCUGGCCAUGGCCUACAGCUGGGAAUUCUUCAGCAGUGAGGUCUCGGACGACGUCAUCGCGGAACGCAGCAACGAAGCCCAGGAGUCGAUGAAAGGAGGCAAAGAAGGUAAAGAAGGGCCAUGUUGGCGCGAUGCUUUGGGACGUGUCUUCAUGGCGGUCUUCGUGGCUGAGUGGGGAGACAGGACGCAGGUUGCCAUGAUCACCUUGCACAGCUCAGCUCCUUGGCUUCCCGUUUGCCUUGGAUCUUUGGUGGCCUUUCUACUGCUGACCUUCUCCGCGGUGGUCGCGGCCACGCUGGUGCAGCACGCCAAGUUGUCGGAGCGCUUCGUGCUGGGCGUCAGUGCGUUGAGCUUCUUCGUCUUUUCCGCCUUGGCAGUGCGUGAUGGAUACAUGUGGACAAAACGUGUUCCGGUGACGCUGCCGGGUUUGUGUGGCACCGAGGUUGGGAAGUGGCGUUCGUUUCGUCAGUACUGCGUGAAGCGCUUCCAAAGUGCUGAUGAUUUGAUGCAGCCACUGGGUGCCAUGCUGGCCACCGGGAUGGGCUACCGGGAUGGCUACCGCGCAAAGCCAUGCAGAAUCAAAAGUUGGAUCAAGCAACUGGCCGCCUUGGCGACGGCUGUUGAGCACCUGGUCGGUCAUGGCGGCGAUCUAGCCCGCUUGGUGGAUGAUUGUGGCAUGGCCAAGGUUUGCUUCGUGCAAACUUCGGUGGAGUUCAUGUUGGGGAUGAUCAACUCUGGUUGGGGCGGAGAAGAUAAAGAAUUGGAGGAGGUCUGGUCGGCCCUGCGCGAUGCCAGCGACGACAUGAUGCGCAUCAGUGGGCGCGAUGGGCCAGGACUUGCUUGGUUUGGCAUCGAGAUGAGGCGCUUCAAUCGGAAGAAAGCUGCCAAGAUCAAGUCGAAGCAAUGGUUUGCACUACGGUCGCGGCAAGGCCUGAACCCAGCGAUGAUCAACAAGUGCUUUGAGGAAUUCAAGGCGUCGCUCCGCAAGAAACACGGAAAUUUGAUCCGCGCGUGGCGGCAAGAACUCUCCACCAAUGACACCAUGUCGUUUCUCGGAUUGCCAAAGUCCAAUUCCUUCGAGCUGCUCGGCUGGGCUCGAGAAGCGAAAGAUCUUUGGCGAGCCUUGGACAAGGCGCCGCGGGGCCGCAGCGCGUGGGAGCCAUGGCAGCGUGUGGCGGAAACAUGUGCGGCUGAACCAAGAGUGGAACUAAAGAGCUCAUUGAGCAUCAAAGCAUUGGAUGGACAAACGUUUCAUAUGCAAGUUGAUGAUGAUUCAAAGGUGGAAGAUGUGUACAAGCACAUUUCAGAGAAGAUCAGCCUGCAAGCAGCUAGAAAGUUGCUGCUCACUUCGGGUUGCAGCAUCCUGGACAACUCCGAACCGCUGCUGCCACAAGUGCAGAAUCAGGAAAUCAGUUUCGUCAUCCAGCGAAUGCAUGUAUCUGAGGUUUGGCAAAGCUUCCAGACAGCCAUGGAAGCCGAGACGACGACAAGACUGACUGCCGCACAUUUGAAUGCAAUAAAUGCAAUUGUUUCACUGACCUGUGUGCCACAAAUCAAUCAGAAUCCGGCGUGCCUGUCAUUGCUGACAGGCCUGCUGACUCUGGCUUUUAGCCAUGGGUUCAAUGGCAGUUUGGCAAAUGUGACACUGCCACCAUACCUGCAAACGCUGACAUUUGGAGCAUCGUUUAAUCAGAGUUUGGCAGGUACGACAUUGCCAAACAGCUUGCAGACGUUGAGCUUUGGACAUGGUUUCAACAAGAGUUUGUCAGGAGUGACACUGCCAAGUGGCCUCAAAACCUUGACGUUUGGAGACAGCUUCAAUAAGAGUUUAAGAGGUGUGACGCUUCCAAGCAGCCUGCAGAUGUUGACCUUUGGAGAUUACUUUAAUCAGAGUUUGGCAGGUGUGACAUUGCCAAGCAGCCUGCAGACUUUGACCUUUGGAUAUCGGUUCAACCAGAGCUUAGCACGUGUGACGUUUCCAAGAACCUUGCAAACGUUGACCCUUGGAGUGGAAUUCGACAAGAGUUUUGCGCGGGUGAUAUUGCCGAGCAACCUGCGGAGUUUGGCCUUUGGAGUGGCCUUUAAUCAGAGUUUAGCAGAUGUAACAUUGCCAACAGGCCUGAAGAAGUUGACCUUUGGAAGUUGUUUCGAUCAAAGUUUGGAAGGUGUUGCAUUGCCAAGCGAUCUCCACACGUUGACUUUCGGAGCUUACUUUAAUCAGAGUCUGGCAGGUGUGACAUUGCCAAGCAACCUGCAGAGUUUGUCCUUUGGAGAACGGUUCAACCAGAGCUUAGCAAGUGUCACAUUGCCAAGGAGCCUGCAGACUUUGAAGAUUUGCGAUGGAUUUCGCAAGGUUUUGAAAGGUGUCACAUUGCCAAGCAGCUUGGGAUUGCAGUUGACCUUUGGUAAUUCUGUCAAUAAGUCUUUGACGCACGUGUCGUUGCUGAAAAACCUGCAGACGUUGACACUUGGAUACUCGUACAAUAACACGAGUUUAGCAAACGUGACAUUGCCAAGAAGCCUGCAAACGUUGACUUUUGGACAUUCGUUCAAUCAGAGCUUAGCAUGGGUGACAUUGCCAAGCAGCCUGCGGACAUUGACAUUUGGAGAUUCGUUCAAUCAGAGUUUAGCACGUGUGACAUUUCCAAUGACCUUGCAGACAUUGACCUUUGGAGACAGCUUCAAUAAGAGUUUAAGAGGUGUGACGCUUCCAAGCAGCCUGCAGAUGUUGACCUUUGGAGAUUACUUUAAUCAGAGUUUGGCAGGUGUGACAUUGCCAAGCAGCCUGCAGACUUUGACCUUUGGAAUUUCUUACAAUCAGAGUUUAGCAGGUGUCACACUUCCAAGCAGCCUGCAGUCGUUAAUCUUCGGAUGGAGAUUUUGUCAUAGUCUAGCAGGUGUGGCACUUCCAAGCAGCCUGCAGACGUUAACCUUUGGUGAUUUGUUCAAUCAGAAUUUCGAAGAUGUGACUUUGCCAAGCAGCCUGCAGAGGUUGAUUUUUGGAUAUGCUUCCAGACAAGAAUUGGAAGGCGAUGAGAGUGGCACUGCCUCAUUGGAUGAGUUGGAUCCUGUGGGGGCGGAAAAUUUGGCGCAUUUCAAGGCUUGGGUGGACAAUGAGUUCGGUGGUAUUCGCCAUGCGUUCCGAAAGAUUGACGAAGACAACACCAAGAACAUCUCGGUGAACGAAUUCGACAAGGCGUUGAGGACCUACAACUUCCCGCGGAAAACGAAGCAUUUGUUCCACAUGUUGGACAAGGAACGACGGGUGAAAGGGCGGAAAUGGCAACCCUUAGAGUUUCUGCUCGUAUCUCCGGAUCACAACGCCAAGCAGGCAGCAUGUAGUGCGUGUGAGGCAAAGAUGACGCGGUACUUGAAGGGCUGGAAACGAAUUCUGGACAAGGAUAACACCAACCGCUGCAACUGGUACGAAUUUCAGGACGCCUGCAGGGUCCUGGGCUUCCGUGGCAACAUUGGUGGUGCCUGGCGUGCGUUUGAUGAAGAUCUGUCAGGAUACAUCAGCCUCAAAGAACUGGACGAAAAUGCCUCGAAGGUCUUGUUGGGAUUUCGCCGCUGGGCCAUCGCAGAGUUCGGCUCGGUACGGCAGCUCUUUACCACCUUUGAUAAGGACAAGUCCAAUAGCCUCAGUUUCUUGGAAUGGCGUGGCGCUCUGAAAGUCUAUGGCUACGAUGGACCCUCAAGGGAGCUCUUCCAAGCCUUGGAUGUUGGUGGAGAGGGCUCUCUGUCUGUCAAGGAGGCAGUGCUGGGACCUGGGAAGUGCCCGGAAAGGUUGCCUCAGGUGGAUUUCCUUGAUGACUGGAGCCUGGACAUGGAGGAGGAUGUGACUCCGGCACUUUCGACCCAAGACUCAGCCACCAGACCUGCGCUAUCACCACGGCCUUCCUCGGUUGGCGUCUCCAGCGAACAGCGUGUGAGCUAUGCGCGACGGGCUUCGAUGCAGACCACAGUGAAGUCAAGGGCCGUGAAGUUGUUGGAUAAAUGGAUGAAUCCCAGUCCCACCACCAAGGAGAACGACAGCUCCAGUAGCUCAGAAGAUGAGAGCCCUCAACAUGUGGCGCAUCGCUGGAAACCGCGGACGCCGAUGGAGGUCAUCCGCUUGGCGCAAAAAGUUGUGCCCAGGAAGAUGCCAAGGUAUUGCAUGGUGGACGGUUCUGUUGUCGAGCGAGAGGACUCGAAGUCGGUCACCACGUUGAAACCCGAGGAACUGCAGGAACUCACAGCGCCUUCCCUGGCGCGCUCAGAGGUGGUGCUUGCUGUGCAGAAGGAUUUGUCUGCCUUCAAUUUCAGCAUGGAUACGAACGAUGCAGACGAUUCCUGGGCGGAACGCUUGAGUCGCCACUAUCUUUCGAAGACGUUGGACCUGGAGCAAGUGAGCCCCAGCCGUGCAGCCACAGCACCUGCAAGGCUUGGCAGAGAAAAGGGGCCUGGAGAGUCAGACUUUGACCAGCUCUUUGGUGAGGCCAAGAAAGGGAAAAAGACCAAGGCGACCUUCCAGCCCCUUGGCGCAGUGCCAGUCCCCGCAAAGGCCAUAGAGCUUUGGCAAGAUGCAGAUGAGGACCUGGAAGCUGCAGCAUGCGCAGAGGUGCUAGGCGCCAUGGCGCGUACUGGAGCGGUGGAGGCAGCUCAGCUGCUGCGGCGGAUGCAUCGGAACAGCAUGGAGCCUGAUGAGCUGGGCAUUGGCCGAGCCAUUGCGGCGUGUGUCGCCGGUGGCGCAUGGGAAGAAGCCAUCAAACUUCUGAUGGAGGUGGAGAUUUGGCGUUGCCAGCCCAACGCCAUCGCCUACAAUUCGGCCCUGGGCGCCUGCGGCCGCGCGCGCAGUGCAGAAACGGCACUGGAGCUGUUGAAGCGCAUGGAUCGGCAGCAGAUCUCCCGUACCGCUCGCACCUACGGAGCGGUCAUUGGUGCGUGUGGCCGUGGGCAUUCGUGGGAGAGCGCCAUAGGCUUGCUCGAGGAGAUGCGCUCUGCUGGAGGUGCUGAUGCCGUGGCACAUGCAGCAGCCGUCUCAGCCUGCGCGAGGGCCAUUGCGUGGCGCCAAGCGCUGGCGCUGUUCAGGCCAGAGGUGUACGCGUGGCUCUCUGAGCCCAUGGCACCUCCUGCCUUUACGGUAGCGGUGGCCGCGUGUGACCGCGCCAGCCUGUGGCAAGAGGCGCUGGGUGUCUAUAAUGAUAUGCAACAGCGGGAUGUGGUCCCCAGCCUCUCCUGCUUCAACAGCGCCCUGAGUGCAUGCAGCCGAUGUAGUGAGUGGCAGCAGGCGUUGCAAGUUUGGGUCCAAAGGCCUGUUCCGCACGACUUGGUGUCUUCGGGGCUCUUGAUCCGAGCUAUGGAACGAGCAGGCCAAUGGUCCUUGGGCCUCGAAAUGUUCGAGAAAGAGUCGGAACUUGGCACAGUGGCAUUUACUGCGGCCAUCUCCUGCUGUGCCAUGGCACGGCAGUGGCAGACAGCCAUGCAGUUGCUGCAGCGGAUGCUGCGGGAGGAGGUUCCAAUGACUCGUAGCACUCGGAAUGCGGUACUGCGCAGCUUCGACUCUUCGGACCUGCUGCCGCAGGCGCUGCAGGCGCUGCAGAUCCUGCGCUCAGGGCCGCGCAACGCCGCGCAGACGGAGGAGUGGCGGAGACAAGAAGUACCGGGGCACUUGGAGUUGACCCCCGAAGGCUUGGACCACGCGGCUGUGCAGCUGGAGCAACGUCUUUCAGGAGACUCCGUGCCAAGCGCUUCCGACGUGCCGCCUGGUCAUGUAAGAGGCAGCCUUGCGGUGCCGUGUGCACCGGCAGCACUGCACGAACUUCCGCUACCGGAGGAGCUGGUUUCAGAGAUCCUGACACCAGAGGAGGUGGACAACAUCAGGGCGGAGCUGCAACAUUUGGCCAUCAUGGCCUUGCGCGACACAAAGGUUGUGGCGCAUGUCGUGGGCUCGCGACUUUAUGGAGCCGCGUUGCGAGAUGCAGACAUUGACUUGGUCUUGGAAAGACACGAGGACCCGAAUCACGACCUAAAUGUGGACGCGAUGAGGAGAGAUUCAGUGUCUGCCUUGAUCAAGUUACGUCGGCUAUUGGAAUCUGAAAGUCAAUGGCACGUGGAGGACAUGGCUCUCAAUGCUCGUCGGCCAACACUCCGUUUGAGGAAGGCUGGACUGGAUGCUGCCGUGGAGGUCACCUUUGAUCAGACCUUAGCCACGCUUCUGAAGAGCGACGUGCUGGCGCGGGCGACGCGUCAAUCCCCUUCACACCACCUGGUUUUGCUACUGAUUCGCUGCUGGGCCGCCAGGCGAGGACUCUGCGGCCAACGAAGAGGCUUUCCUUCUGGCUACGCCUUUGGCUUGAUGGUGGCCAACCACUGGCAAAGUCUUGGCAUGCUGCCACUGAGCCCACGCUCGCGUGAGAGCUUGUCGGCCUGGGGAGGUGCACAGGCCGCUCCAGUUGAGCCUUUGAACAUGGAGGACGUUGACCGUCACAUGGUGGCGGGGCUUUUCUCUGCCUUUUUCAGGUUUUAUGGCUUUAGCUUCCAGUGGCGCAAGGAGGCUGUGUCCGUGCGAUCAGUUUCGCGCAGCAAAUCGUCUCCACUGCUAUGGGUGGAAGAUCCCUUGGAGCCAGGAGUGGAUUUGGCCGGGCCCUACCUGAACUCCUGGCGCAACGCGCGGCUUUUCGGGGAGCUGCGGAGAUGUGGGCGUCAAGUGCAACAUCCAGGUGUCACUUGGGAGAAGAUCUUCCAACGACGGGAGGAAAAACAUGGAGAAAAAAGUUUGGAAGCCCGUGCUUCUGCUCAGCAUGCGGAGACGGAAGGAUAUUUACAACAGCUGGCCGAGGCUCAGGAAAGUUUACAGCUGAAACUUGAAGAUACGGUCCCUGGUCUGGGUUUGGAGCAGUUGGUCCUGGUAUUCUUCCUGGAACGACGAGCGGCUCGAGAGCUGGCCGAAGCGGAAGAACGCCAGCAGCCUAGUGGGAACGGUCUUGAGGAGCAGGCAGCUUCGAGCAGCUUCGAUAUGCUUCGAUGGGAUUGGAAACGUCGAGCAGACGAGUUGCAGCUGCGACGUGAGCAACUGCGCUACGUCUUGACUGAGUCACAGCACCAGGAGGAAAUGGCUGAAUCUGGCUGA
Cladocopium goreaui is the source of this 7527-nucleotide messenger RNA. NCBI's taxonomy places the organism in Eukaryota, Dinophyceae, Suessiales, Symbiodiniaceae. The record is from the annotation of a GenBank genome assembly.